AUGUCACAUGAUCAAGCGAAUUUGAUCAAAUACAAGUGGAUCGAUGGUGUAGAGACACUCGAGCAUUAUGUUCCCGGGGGCUAUCAUCCUGUUAUGAUUGGCGAUGUCCUCCACGACAGAUACCACAUUGUUGACAAACUUGGGUUCGGCGGGUAUUCGACUGUUUGGCUUGCUCGAGACUCUCGUUACGACCACUAUGUUGCGUUGAAAGUCGGCAUCGCACACUGGGGAAAGGACGCGCUUUUGCGUGAAACAAGAAGUCUCCGGGCACUUUCUGCGCCGCUACCAUCUUCUGCUUCUAGACAGCAACGUCUAGGACACGGUUCAAUACCUUGUCUCCUAGAUCAAUUUGAGGUACAUGGCCCUAAUGGGACGCAUGUCUGCUACACAACCACUCCCGCCCGGUGCAAUCUCCACGAAGUUUCUUUCAGCCGUCUUUUUCCUCUUGACGUCGCGCGAGCGCUAUCGGGUGGGCUGGCUCUGGCUCUCGCAUAUAUCCAUUCAAGAGGCUAUGUUCACGGAGAUAUCCAGUUGCAGAACAUUUUUGUCAAGCUACCAUCGAGUUUCGAUGCGCUUUCAAUUGACCAGCUGUACGAAAAAUACGGCAAACCUGCAACAGUGGAUGUUAGACGUAAAGAUGGCGAACCACUUCCACCAAACAUUCCACUCAAAGCGGUCUUGCCGCUAUACCUUGGUAAAAAAGCGCAGGAGUUUACCCUUGCCGAUGUCCGCGUCCUCCUGAGUGACUUUGGCGAGGCAUUUGCCCCAGGCACAGAUAUUCGCCCUGGAAAAGCUAGCAAUAUCCCUCUAGCUUUUCAGCCACCAGAGGUUCGCUUUGAACCAGAUGCCCCAUUGACGUUCUCCUCAGACAUAUGGAGUCUGGCGACUGCCAUAUGGGAGAUUAUCGGUAUGAAAGCUAUUUUCAGUACUGACUGGCUGACUGAGGAUGAGAUGACAGCCCAGCAUAUCGAUGAGCUAGGACCCAUGCCUUUGAGCUGGUGGGACCGCUGGGAGAAGAGGGGUGAAUUCUUUGAUGAGAAUGUGCGCCCGAUAGAAGGUAGGGACGUGUGGCCGCCUCUUGACCAGGCGUUUGAGGAUUUUGUACAGGUGUCUCGUCGGAAGCGUGGGAUGGGAGAGUUUGGCAAGGAAGAAACCAUUGCUCUUUUACAUUUGAUGCGACGCAUGCUGGCCUACCUGCCGGAAGACAGGCCAACUGUUGAAGAGGUACUCAAGUCGGAGUGGAUAGUCAAGUGGGUGAUGCCGGAUUUCGAGCGGAGUUUGCAGGCGCAGCAAUAA
Coccidioides posadasii C735 delta SOWgp is the source of this 1296-nucleotide messenger RNA. RefSeq lists its product as uncharacterized. Gene Ontology annotation, cellular component: cytoplasm; nucleus. The record is from RefSeq and is a predicted model, not a curated record. Gene Ontology annotation, molecular function: protein serine/threonine kinase activity; ATP binding. NCBI's taxonomy places the organism in Eukaryota, Fungi, Ascomycota, Eurotiomycetes, Onygenales, Onygenaceae. Gene Ontology annotation, biological process: spliceosomal complex assembly; peptidyl-serine phosphorylation; regulation of mRNA processing.